Messenger RNA from Anopheles stephensi (Asian malaria mosquito), 2857 nucleotides. Its product is annotated as ribosome biogenesis protein BOP1 homolog. Gene Ontology annotation, cellular component: PeBoW complex; preribosome, large subunit precursor. The coding region runs from base 96 to 2759 and encodes 887 amino acids. The record is from RefSeq and is a predicted model, not a curated record. The transcript is spliced from 5 exons. Gene Ontology annotation, biological process: maturation of LSU-rRNA from tricistronic rRNA transcript (SSU-rRNA, 5.8S rRNA, LSU-rRNA); ribosome biogenesis. Lineage: Eukaryota; Metazoa; Arthropoda; Insecta; Diptera; Culicidae. Gene Ontology annotation, molecular function: ribonucleoprotein complex binding; protein binding.
AAACAACUUCCCAAACACGUGUGUGCCGCCCGCAUUGUACGGUCGCGUAUUAAUACCGUGUGCUGUUUGUGUUUUUAGUUAAUUUAAUCUAGAAAAUGGUUGCCAACAAAGAAAAGGCAGUGAAACGAAAAGCAUCCAUUGCAGAGGCAAAGGCAGAACAGACCGUCUCGAAACAGGAACCGGAAGAUUCGAACGAAGGUAGCAAUGAGGAGAGCGACUAUGCAUCGGACGAGGAAAACCUUCUCGGAAACAUCAAUAACGAAGGCGAAGAUAGUAGUGAUUCGGAUGGGGAAAAUGACUCCGAGGAGGAUGAUGAUGAUGAGGUGUUGAGCUUCGAAAGCCUUGGCUCGGAUUUGGAUGCAGAUUCCGAUGAAGAAGUAGGUGCUAGGCUGGAAGCGAUCGAGAACGACGAUGAUGGUGAGGGUGAGGAUGCCGAGGAUGAAGAGGAGUUCGAUUCGGCCGAUGAUGUAAACAGCGACAGCGAGUCGGAAGAGGAGGACGAGGAAGAUACGGAGGAGGAUAGCAUGGAAGAUGAGGAUCUUGAUGAGGAGGAAGAAGUAAAAAAAGUGCAAGAAUCCAAACCUGCAAAACCCGCUGAACCCGCUAAGCCUGCCAAGCAAACCAAACCAGCCAAACCUGCUAAGCCCGCCAAAAAAGAACAGAAAAAAGAGGUAACCCAGGACGAAUCGGACGAUGAGGGCCCUCUUCCAGAGGACGAUGAUGAUGAUGAUGUUGGGCUAAAGCUUGGCCGCAUCGAAGAUGUGCUUGGUACGGAGGAAAAGAAAACGCGUGGCUUAAGCGUCUUUCCAACGCUGCCCAAGAAGAAGGGCAAGGCGAAGGAUGAGUACGCCGCCGGGGACACAUCGGACGAGGAAGACAUCCGGAACACGGUCGGCAACAUUCCGAUGCACUGGUACGACGAGUACAAACACAUCGGGUACGAUUGGGAUGCGAAGCGCAUCAUCAAGGCGAAGAAGGGUGAUGCGAUCGACGAUUUCCUGCAGCGCAUGGAGGAUCCAAACUUCUGGCGCACGGUGACCGACCCACAGACGGGCCAGAAGGUGGUACUGUCCGAUGCGGACAUCGGUCUAAUCAAGCGCAUCAUGUCCGGGCGCAACCCAGACGUCGAGUACAACGAUUACGAACCGUUCAUCGAGUGGUUCACGUCGGAGGUGGAAAAGAUGCCGAUACGCAACAUCCCGGACAGCAAACGGUCGUUCCUGCCGAGCAAGGUGGAGAAGCAAAAGAUUGGCAAGUACGUGCACGCGCUCAAGAUGGGCUGGAUGAAGACGAGGGAGGAAAAGCGGCGGCUGGCCCUGCUCCGACGCAUGCCCAAGUUUUACAUGCUGUGGCAAACGGAUCACGGGAAGGAGGAUAUGCGCCGCAUCCACGACCAUGUGGUCGCCCCGAAACGGGCACUGCCGGGCCAUGCCGAGUCGUACAAUCCGCCACCGGAGUAUCUGUUCGACGACAAGGAGCUGGCCGAGUGGAAAAGGCUGGCGGCUGAACCGUGGAAAAGGAAGCGUCCGUUCGUGCCUCGGAAGUACAGCAGUCUGCGGGAGGUGCCAGCCUACGGAAGGUACGUUAAGGAGCGUUUCUUGCGCUGUCUGGAUCUGUAUCUGUGUCCGCGCAGCCGGCGAUCGCGCGUUGCCGUUGGUCCGGAGUAUCUGGUGCCGAAGUUACCGUCGCCGCGUGAUUUGCAACCCUAUCCGACGCUGCAGAACCUGAUCUACAAGGGCCACACGAACAUGAUCCGCUCCAUUAGCGUGGAACCGAAGGGCGAAUAUCUGGUGACCGGGUCGGACGAUAUGACGGUGAAGAUUUGGGAAAUCUCGACCGCCCGUUGCAUCCGCACGAUACCGACCGGGGACAUUGUGCGGUCGGUGGCCUGGUGUCCGAACAGCAAGAUAUCGCUGGUGGCCGUUGCCAGCGGCAAGCGCGUACUGCUCAUCAAUCCCAAGGUGGGAGACUAUAUGCUGGUAAAGAAAACGGACGAUCUGCUGUCGGAAGCACCCCGAUCCGAUACGGUUGACAACGAGCGCAUCAAAUCGGCCAUCCAGUGGUCCGAGGUGACAGAGGAAGAAAGCAAGGCGGGCAUCCGUAUCGUCAUCACGCACUUCCGCGAGGUGCGCCAGGUUACAUGGCAUGGGCGAGGUGAUUACUUUGCCACCGUCAUGCCGGACGCGGCCUAUCGGUCCGUCAUGAUCCAUCAGCUGUCCAAGCGUCGGUCACAGCUUCCGUUCUCGAAGAGCAAGGGUCUGGUGCAGUGCGUACUGUUCCACCCGGUUAAACCGUGUCUGUUUGUUGCGACCCAGCGGCACGUCCGGGUGUACGAUCUGGUGAAGCAGAUGAUGCUGAAGAAGCUGUACCCGGGCUGCAAAUGGAUCUCCAGCAUUGCCAUCCAUCCGAAGGGUGACAAUCUGCUGGUGGGCACGUACGAGAAGCGCUUGAUGUGGUUCGAUCUGGAUCUGUCCACCAAACCGUACCAGCAGCUGCGCAUUCACAAUUCGGCCAUCCGUGGCGUGGCGUUCCAUCAGCGCUACCCACUGUUUGCGUCCGCUGGUGAUGAUCGCAGUGUGGUCGUUUCGCACGGCAUGGUUUACAAUGAUUUGCUGCAAAAUCCGCUGAUUGUACCGUUGCGCCGGUUGAAAAACCACGAGGUGGUGAACGACUUUUCCGUGUUCGACAUCGUGUUCCAUCCGACGCAGCCGUGGAUCUUCUCGUCCGGGGCAGACAAUACGGUGCGCUUGUACACGUAAAGUUGGUCGUUCGAAGUAUUCCGCAAAGCAUACUGAUUUGUUUCCAUUUCUUCAAUAAACUAUUUCUUAAUGCACUGCUUUAUCAACAACAAAAAAAA